AAUUUGUUCAAAAAAUUAAUAAAUCGCAUAGAUCUUUUAAUCCAAACAAGCGGUCGAUAACUAUUGUACCCAUGCCAGUUUUGACAGUCGAAAGUUCUUUGUUGCCGCCUUCACCGUCUCCACCUCAACAACACGUGAAAAACACUUUUCCCCCAUUUAAUGCUAAUGCUCUUACGCCAGCUCAACAAGAUUCACAAAAUACUUCCGUUGCAUGCCUCAAUCCUGAGUUCCAAUCACCAUUUAAUGCCCUUACGUCAUCUCAAGCAUCGUGUCCUUUCUCCGAAAACUCCUAUUGUAAUCUUCCACUAUUUAAUCCAUUUACGUCAUCUCAAACAUUGAGUACUUUCUCUGGAAACCCUCAUUAUUGUAAUCCUCCAAGUAUUUCACCUUGUAUGUUUGAUCCUUCCUUUGGUGCAGCCAAUGAUACUAUUCAGAAUACUUCAUACUAUCCCAUGAUGUCAUCUGAACACAUGUUCGAUAUGUCCACCAAUAAUAAUGCGCACUACAAUCCAACUAUGACUAUCGACAAUAACGGUAGCGCCAACUAUGACUAUCGGCAAUAG
Racocetra persica is the source of this 563-nucleotide messenger RNA. NCBI's taxonomy places the organism in Eukaryota, Fungi, Glomeromycota, Glomeromycetes, Diversisporales, Gigasporaceae. The record is from the annotation of a GenBank genome assembly.